This is a messenger RNA of Mya arenaria, 758 nucleotides long. Its product is annotated as prostatic spermine-binding protein-like. Lineage: Eukaryota; Metazoa; Mollusca; Bivalvia; Myida; Myidae. The annotation marks the transcript as partial. The record is from RefSeq and is a predicted model, not a curated record. The transcript has a single exon.
AAUGAUGAUGAUGACGAUGAUGUUGAAGAUGAUGAUGAUGAUGAUGAUGAUGAUGAUGAUGAUGAUGAUGAUGAUGAUGAUGAUGAUGAUGAAGAUGAUGAUGAAAAUGAAAAUGAUGACGAGGACGACUACGAAAAAAAUGACGACAACGACGAUGGUGAUGCUGCUGCUGUUGAUUAUGAAAAUGAUGACGAGGACGACAACGAAGAUGAUAACGACAACGACGACAACGUUGUUGAUGAUGAUGAUGAUGAUGAUGAUGAUGAUGAUGAUGAUGAUGAUGAUGAUGAUGAUGAUGAUGAUGAUGAUGAUGAUGAUGAUGAUGAUGAUGAUGAUGAUGAUGAUGGUGAUGUUGAUGAUGAUGAUGAUGAUGAUGAUGAUGAUGAUGAUGAUGAUGAUAAUGACGACGACGAUGAUGACGAAAAUGACGAUAAUGACGAAAAUGAUGAGGGCAACGGCGACAACGAUGAUGACGAAGACGACAACGAUGAUGUUGACGACAAAAACGACGACGACGUUGUUGAUGAUGAUCAUUUUAACGCUGAUUAUUAUGAUUAUGAUCUUGAUGACGACGACGACGACGAUUAUGAGUAUUAGGUUGCAUUCACUGCUACAGCUUUACUGUGACUUCCUUGCUUUUAUUAUAUGCUUCAAUUAUGUUUAAAUUAUUGAUAGAAAAGAUUUUAUAAAGUAAUUUAAGGGUAAAUCUGAGAUCAGCUACUUUUCUUUUACCGAUUUAAAGUUUGAUGUUUUAGUUA